ACGGCUUUAGGUACUAAACAUUAUUGGGACAUAGGAUCUAGUUUGAAUCAGGAGGUCAAGGGUUACAAAAGUUCAAGUGUGAGGUCACUGGAGGUCAGGAACAAUGUUAUGUUGUGUCAAUGAGUAUGAUAUGACACAGUUUAAAGCUUCAGUGGCUGUGAAUAGUCGCGGAUGCUGACAGCCUGAUGAGUAAUACUUCACGGAGUACCUGUGGUAGCUGAUGAGGCAGGCUCUCUCUGUUUUGCUGUCAGAUAUUGAUGUUGUGGUGAGACAGAAAUGAUAGUUAUCCACUAACAGUGAUUUCCUAUGUAGAUACAAAGAUUACUUACCUCACUAUUAAUCAUUUGUAUUUAAAUCAAAAUGGAUUACUCCUAUUGCCAAAAUAAUGGACUACCUGUAUAAAAAUUACUAAGGAUUAGCUGUGUAAAUCUUGCUGUGGAUAAUUGUCUGUUUAUACCUUACAAUGGAUGGGCUACCUUUACAAAAGUGUAAUUUCUGUGGAUGGAUUUUCUGUAUGGACAAAUUUACUACAGACUGAUGAACAUUACUACAAAUUACCAGUGAUAUAAUAAUAUAACAGUUUAUUACAAGCCAGGAACAUGGAGACAAACAGUAUACAAAGAGCAUGGCGAUCCUACUCUAAAAGAAAACAUUUGGCUGAUAGUGAUUCGGAUGAAAAUUGUGCUGAAGAGCUUGAGGAACUUAAAAUAUUACAUGAUGGAAGUGAGAAACAGAUGAUGACCCAGACAAACCCGGACUCUUUGUCGCGGAGUGAGGAUAUCAAAGUUGUCCUGGAGAAUGUGGCUCAUGCAGAGGGUCUGGAUAAGCGUGAGUCAUCAGAGGAAAAACGUAGUUCCUCCGAGGAUAAAGAGUAUUCCCCUGGACCACUGUUUACCUCCCCUGCACACAGACUUGUUAACAAAGUUCGGUAUGAACACGAUAGUGAUUCGCUGUCAUCAGAUUAUUCGGAGUUUUCUGCUCCUCUAAAGGACCUAGCUGACAGUGAAGUAACUAUUGUAGAGCGUCAACAGUUAGCAGAAGGCAACAUUCCACAAUCUUCCAGAAACACGUCCAGCAAAGUGGUAAGAAAACCGUUUGAAUCUGAUGAGGAGUUUAGCAGACGAAUCAGAAAACUGAACUUUUUAAGCAUUGCCCAAGAAUUUGCAGAAUUGAAAAAAGUAAAUUGUGAUAUAUUACCAUUUGACCUCCAUAAAGGUCAACAGUUUUCUGAGAGUUCUUGCAGUGACACUAGUUCUGCUCCAACAUCACAACUCUCUUCAGAAAUGAAUACUCCCAGUGAACCCUCAGACUCAUUUGUGCAACUCAACAAUGGGGUGAACAAUCUCAUGUCCAAAGAUCUAAAUAGCAAUAUAAACAAUGGCAAUGAAGGGGAUAGCCGGCCAUUGACAACUGCAACAAGUCGGUCAAAUAACUCUAACGAUAAUCUGCCACCAAAUAUAUCCACAACAGAAACUUUUUUCAGAGGUAGAGUUGCAAAACGCAGUAGGGACCUGGAACAGGAGAAUAGCAAUGGAGGAGAUAAUUUAGAUGUGACUGACAGGGGAGAUAACUCCAACAAUGACGAAAGUGAAGGUGAUUUUGAUGUGUAUAAUAUAGAAACUGCUUUACCACAGAUGAACUGGGAAAUACUUGGUCAGCAGUUGGAGCAGGUUACCCUUCAGCAAUCUUUACAGCAGCACCAGCCAGUAAGGGAGCAGCAACCAGAACAGAAACCACUGUCACAACGUAAUGACCGUGAGGAGAUCCGUCGGAAGCUGGCCAUGGGAGGCUUGGAGGAGGACUACUAUGGUGGGGAGAGGUCGUAUAAAAAACCCAACCUUUCCAAAAGGCUCCAGAGUGGUAUGAAUCUACAGAUUUGUUUUAUGAACGAAUCUCCAGGGGAAGAGCCUGACCCCAUUAAGUCUUCACCGCAAAAAUCUGAACUUUUACAGGAGGAAAAGAUUUCUUCAAAACUUUCCAAAUUUUUUCGAAAUAAGUCUGAAUUGAGUAAAGUAGAUACAACAGAUGUAAAGACCUCCGAAGCUGCUGGAAUUACGCCAGACUUAUCCAACAACAAAAUGUCCUUGGCCGCUGACAAGACGGGCAAGUGUGGGCCACCUGGUGCCAGACAAGCAGGGGAUGAAGAUUUUUUCAAGAAACAGGCCCGACUACAACGGGAAGCAAAAAUUGCACUGGCACAAGCAAGUACCAUGGCACAUAUGCAGCUGGAGGUAGAGAAACAGAUGAAGAAAAAGUCGCCGGUAACUGACAUUGUUGGUCUUCCUUUGCUGGGAGACAAAAUCAUGUCCUGGGGUAACAAACCUUUACACGAGAUGAAUCUAGCGCAGUUACAGGUUCUCGUCAACGACCUUCAUUCACAGAUAGAAAAGUUAAAUGAGGAUCUUGUGCGUCUUCUGAUGGAACGUGAUGAGUUACACAUGGGGCAAGACUCCAUGUUGGUGGAUAUUGAGGAUCUUACAAGGAGAGCUGAAGAUAAAGCCAAGCGAUUCAACUCACAGACCGGGAAGAAGGGAAAUAACUCUAAACGAUCAUGACAGCAGCUUUCACUGUAGUAUUGAGGAAAAUGUCCUGAAAUCCAUUCCAAAAUUCCAUAGUCUUCCAGACUGGCUGGCACCUGCUGAAUGCAAACCUGGAAACAGCUAAUGUCUUAUAUAGUGAUACAUCAGUGAUGUCCAGCUGGAAAAGAAUUACCCAACUUGAACUGGAAUAGUUGGCAUGUGAUUCUUUGCCAAUGUGAGGAACAUACCCCAGGUUAUUGAACUCUAGAGGUGUCAGUCUCUAGAUAUAUCAAGAGUGUCAAAUGACAGGUGUGUCUGACUGCCGGUGUGUCUGACUACAGGUGUGUCUGACUGCCGGUGUGUCUGACUACAGGUGUGUCUGACUGCCGGUGUGUCUGACUGCCGGUGUGUCUGACUACAGGUGUG
Molecule: messenger RNA, 2945 nt
Organism: Ylistrum balloti
Lineage: Eukaryota; Metazoa; Mollusca; Bivalvia; Pectinida; Pectinidae
Product: IQCJ-SCHIP1 readthrough transcript protein-like
Exons: 9
Coding region: 600-2555 (651 amino acids)
Biological process (GO): positive regulation of hippo signaling
Cellular component (GO): plasma membrane; cell junction
Source: RefSeq, a predicted model, not a curated record